Caenorhabditis elegans is the source of this 2061-nucleotide messenger RNA. It is a transcript of the gene F16H6.9, whose product is annotated as BPI2 domain-containing protein. Bases 1 to 2031 code for a protein of 676 amino acids. NCBI's taxonomy places the organism in Eukaryota, Metazoa, Nematoda, Chromadorea, Rhabditida, Rhabditidae. The record is from RefSeq and is marked reviewed. The transcript has 7 exons.
AUGUUUGCCAUUAUCCAAAACGAAAUCAUCGAACGUAUUGUCAACCUCCCAGCAGACAGAAAUGUCGAGUUCAUUGUUACAGCUUAUAAACAAAAUGCGGGACAUUUUACCGUCCUCAUCACUGUAACCGGGCUCCGAUCUGUACCAAUUGAUAUUGCCUUUGAUGUAGAGAUUUUGGGAAAUAGUGCUCUCUUGACUAAUGCGAAACAAUUUAACUGCCAAAACGCCGUCAGUCAGGUUGAUCAGAGAAAGAGUGUAAUAAACAUUUUCCUGGAUUCACUAUUGAUAGCAAUUCGAUCAAGAGAUGCCACCACAAUUAGCGCAUUCAUAGAUGACAAAUAUAUCUUUGUAGCGUGCGAAAGAAAAUUCUCAAAAGACGAAAUCGUCCAACGCCUUGUCAACCGACCAGCCGACAGAACUUUUGAUUUUGAUGUCAAACGUAUUGUAGAAAUUAAUGAGAUAUAUUAUUUGGUCGACAUCACUGUGACCGGACUCCGUUCUGUUCCAAUUGAUAUCAGAUUCGCUGUAGGUGUGAAAGAGAAUACUAUACUUCUGGUUCAAGCACAACAAUUGCAUUGUCCUAACAACCCUAAUCUGGUAGAUAAGACCAAAAAUCUGUUUGUUUUCCUGGACUCGUUGUUGGCAGCAAUGCGAUCAAGAUCAGCAUCUGCCCUUUGCGACCUGAUGACGGACUCGUAUAUCUUUGAAGCUUGUGAAAGAAACGUCUCAAAGGAUAAAAUCAUUGAACGUAUUGUCAACCUACCAGCAGACAGAAAUGUUGAGUUCAAUAUCACAGCCUAUAAAGAAAAUGCGGGACAUUUUACCGUCCUCAUCACUGUAACCGGACUCCGAUCUGUACAAAUUGAUAUUGCAUUUGAUGUAAAGGUCAAAGGGAACAGUGCUCUCUUGACUCAUGCAAAACAAUUCAACUGCCAAAACGCAGUCAGUCAGGUCACUCAGACAAAAAGUGUGAUUAAUGAUUUCCUGGAUCAACUAUUGGAAGCAAUUCAUUCAAGAUCUCCAUCCGCAAUUGGCGAUCUGAUAUAUGACAAGUAUAUCUUUGAAGCGUGCGAUAGAACAUUCUCAAAGGAAGAAAUAAUUCAACGUCUUGUCAACCGACCAGCCGACAGGGAAGUGGAGUUCGAUGUCAUUGAAGUCAUAGAAUUACCUGAGUAUUAUCUGGUCGACAUCACUGUGACCGGGCUGCGUUCUGUACCAAUUGAUAUUCGAUUCGGUGUAGCGGUGGCCGGGAAUGGUGGACUUCUGAUUCAUGCGAAGCAGUUUCACUGUCAAAAAAGCGUCGGUCAAGUUGAUCAGAAAAGACAAGUAUUGCUAGUUUUCCUGGAUUCGCUAUUGGAAGCAGUUCGAUCCAGAUCUGCAACCGCAAUGGGUGCCCUGAUGAGUGAUUCAUAUUACUACAAUGCUUGUGAAAGAAUGUUCACAAAAGAACAAAUCAUCGAACGUAUGGUCCAGCUACCAGCCCACAGAAAUGUCGAUUUCAAUAUCACAUCUGUAAAAGAUAAAGGGGAACAUUUUGUGGUGGACAUCACUGUGACCGGAGUUCGCUCUUAUCCAAUUGCCAUUGCCUUCAAGGUAGCUGUGAUGGGGAAUAGUGCACUCUUGAUCCACGCAAAACAAUUCAACUGCCACCGUAAACCAUUCAUUGAGCCAUUGAGCCAUUUUGAUGAGAAAAAGGAUGUAAUAACCGAAUUUCUGGACAAUUUUCUGAUCGCAGUUCGUCACCGUUUUGCACGAUCCCUGGGUAACAUUAUAACUGACAUUUUUGUCUACAAAUCGUGCGAAGGAAAUGUUUCAAAGGAAGAUUUCAUCAAACAUAUUAUGAGCUUGCUGAAAACCCAAAGGGUUGACUUUGAUAUCCAAUCUGUUCAAGAGACGCAGGAUAAUUAUAUGGUCACAAUUAAAGUCACUGGAUUGUAUGCAGAACCUGUGGAUAUUCUUUUUGAAGUUACAAAGUAUAUGCGUGGAACCGUAGUUAUGCUUACUGAAGCAACACAACUUCACUGUUCUUAAAAUUUACAUACAAAAAUAAAGUUUAUUAAA